Ilex paraguariensis (yerba mate) is the source of this 679-nucleotide messenger RNA. NCBI's taxonomy places the organism in Eukaryota, Viridiplantae, Streptophyta, Magnoliopsida, Aquifoliales, Aquifoliaceae. The record is from the annotation of a GenBank genome assembly.
UCUCUCUCUAUCUUUCUCUCUCUCCGUCAUUGGGGUUAUCUUCUCUUCUUCCUUCCGUUUCUCCUUGGUGGGUCAUCAAUUGAAGCUUCAACAAUGGUAGAUCUUCAGACUGUGUGUUGUAUGUGUGGCGACAUAGGCUUCCCUGACAAGCUCUUCCGCUGCACCAAGUGCCAUGACCGCUUUCAACACUCGUAUUGCAGCAACUACUACAGCGAAUCAUCGGAGCCGAUUGAACACUGUGAUUGGUGCCAAAGUGAGCAGAGAAGUGCCAGACAUGGCGGUUCUUCAAAGAAACCAGCGGCCGGAAAUGAGGCCGGAACCACCAACAGAUCGGAGUAUUCCGGCGACAAGAUCAAGCAACAUGAUCGUGAAGAGAGCACCGAGAAGGGAAAAAGUCCGACUGGAGCACCGUCGCCGCGGCCUACUACUCGCAGGUACAAGCUUCUCAAGGAUGUCAUGUGUUGAAGAAUCAAAGAGGUGGCAUCAAAGCUUCAUGUGUUUAUAUUAGCUAAUAAUACUAGUUGUAAGUGAUUAAAUAUAAGUGCUUAUGGCUCAGUCACUUCUCUUUGUGCUAUGGUUCCAAGUAACUUCGCUAUAUAAUAAAAGGAACUUCAUAUAUAUAUUUGUGAUCGGAUAUGAUGGAGAGUUUCUUUGGUACUCUUUUUCAUGUACAACUAGC